Messenger RNA from Phacochoerus africanus (Common warthog), 1230 nucleotides. RefSeq names its product X-ray repair cross complementing 2 (gene XRCC2). Gene Ontology annotation, biological process: double-strand break repair via homologous recombination; DNA strand invasion. Gene Ontology annotation, molecular function: ATP-dependent DNA damage sensor activity; four-way junction DNA binding; ATP binding. The transcript is spliced from 3 exons. Gene Ontology annotation, cellular component: Rad51B-Rad51C-Rad51D-XRCC2 complex; replication fork; centrosome. Bases 110 to 952 code for a protein of 280 amino acids. NCBI's taxonomy places the organism in Eukaryota, Metazoa, Chordata, Mammalia, Artiodactyla, Suidae. The record is from RefSeq and is a predicted model, not a curated record.
CGCCGGGUCAGCGGUCCGCGCCUGUGACUGGCUGCGGCGCCCGCGCGGCGCCCUGAGUGGCGCUGCUGGCGGGAAGGUUGAGUGGCUGGUGCGCCGAGCCUCCGGGGCGAUGUGUAGUGACUUCCACAGGGCCGAGUCUGGGACGGAGCUCCUUGCCCGACUGGAAGGUAGAAGUUCCUUGAGAGAAAUAGAACCCUGUCUGUUUGCUGAUGAAGAUUCACCCGUGCAUGGUGACAUUCUUGAAUUUCAUGGUCCAGAAGGAACAGGAAAAACAGAAAUGCUUUAUCAUUUAACAGCACGAUGUAUACUUCCAAAAGCAGAAGGCGGACUGGAAGUAGAAGUCUUAUUUAUCGAUACGGAUUACCACUUUGACAUGCUUCGGCUUGUUACAGUUCUUGAGCAUAGACUGUCCCAAAGUUCUGAAGAAAUAAUGAAAUACUGCCUUGGAAGACUGUUUUUGGUGUACUGCAGUAGUAGCACCCAGUUGCUGCUCACGCUGUACUCUCUAGAAACUCUGUUUUGUAGUCAUCCCUCUGUCUGCGUUUUGAUUGUGGACAGCCUGUCAGCUUUUUAUUGGAUAGACCGUGUCAAUGGAGGGGAAAGUGUUAACUUACAGGAGUCGACUUUGAAGAAAUGUUCUCAACUCUUGGAGAAGCUCGUCAGUGAGUAUCGAUUGGUGCUUUUUGCAACAACGCAGAGUAUAAUGCAGAAAACCUCCAACGCAGCAGAAGGGCCUUCUUGUGCCUUUCGUCGCCCCGGUGAUGGGGACAUAGACUAUAGGCCCUACCUCUGUCGAGCCUGGCAGCAGGUGGUAAAGCACAGGGUAUUCUUCUCCAAACACGAGGAUCCUGAUACCAGCAGCCGAUUUUCUUUAGUUUCACGUCACUUAAAAAGUAACAGUUUAAAAAAACUCUUCUUCAUUAUUGGAGAAAGUGGUGUUGAGUUUUGUUGAUGUGUAUCAUGAAAUUGUCUGUUGUAGGAUAAUAUGCAGGUUUAAAAAAGUCUUUAAUAGGCUAAAAUGAUUUGAUUCUAAGGUUUUCAGUUCUAAGGGAAUUUAAUAUGAUAUGUCUACACAGACUGGAUUUCUUAAACUAAAACAGCAAGACCUCGCACUAUUCUGUUCCUAGGUCGUUGAGGAUUAUUCAAAGUGAUGACAACAAUCGUAUAUUAAGUUGUUUUAAAACUAAGAUGCAGGAGUUCCCGUCGUGGCGCAGUGGUUAAUGAAUCCCA